Molecule: messenger RNA, 2460 nt
Organism: Puntigrus tetrazona (Sumatra barb)
Lineage: Eukaryota; Metazoa; Chordata; Actinopteri; Cypriniformes; Cyprinidae
Gene: apmap
Product: adipocyte plasma membrane associated protein
Exons: 9
Coding region: 311-1558 (415 amino acids)
Biological process (GO): biosynthetic process
Molecular function (GO): strictosidine synthase activity
Source: RefSeq, a predicted model, not a curated record
UUUCCUUAAAUGUUUGUGUUUACUUGUUUGUUUACCAGCCCCGAAUUAAUUAAUUAACAAAAUGUCUGUACGUGACUUUAAAUUUGAAAAGCGGCCCGAGUGUCCCUCUCAACGGUUCUUGACGUUUCUCGGCUCACACGUCACUGCCGUCGCUCGAGACUCGCGCACGUUAUGAACUGCGCUGGAUUUGGGAUGUAAGGUUAGCGAAUAGAUGCGUCGUUCGUCGGACCAGCUUUUAUUCUGCUCGAAGCCUUGCUGAACGUAGCUGCGAACGCGGAGGAAGAGAGAAAGACGACGCGACAGCAGCAGGAUGAAUGAGUCCGAGGGACUGCGGUUCAGGAGGUUGAACAGACCUCAGAUAAUUACAGACGAAACCCAUGAACCACAGUACAAAACCACGAGCACUUACAGCGGGAAGGUGUUUCGUGUGACCUUACUGACGCUGGUGGCUUUCCUGUUCUUCCCGCUGCUGGUGGUGGUCUUCCUGUUGGAGUCCCCCAUCCAGCCGGAGGUGUUCAGUCUCGGCGAGCCGCCUCUGAUGACCGGCUGUUACGAGCCCAACCUAAAGCUCAGGCAGGCAGAGCGGCUGUUUGAGGAGCGUCUUGUCGGCCCAGAGUCCCUCGCUAACAUCGGAGAUGUUUUGUACACUGGGACCGCUGACGGAAAGAUUGUCAAAAUCGAGGGACGGAGCAUUCAUGUGUUAACAACACUUGGCAGGCCACCGUGUGGCUCUCGAGAGUAUGAACACACUUGUGGACGUCCCCUGGGAAUCCGCGUGGGGCCCAACGGCACCUUGUUUGUAUCCGAUGCCUAUUUGGGACUGUUUGAGGUCAAUCCUGUCACAGGUGAGGUUAAGUCUCUGGUGAGCACAGGGAAGAUGGUUGGAGGUCGCCGCCUGGGCUUUGUCAAUGAUCUGGAUGUAACUCAGGAUGGGAAGAAGCUGUACUUCACCGACUCCAGCAGCAGAUGGCAGCGCAGGGACUUCAUGCACCUGAUCAUGGAAGCCACGGCAGAUGGACGCGUUCUUGAGUAUGACAUGGAGACUAAGGAGGUGACUGUAAUGAUGGAGAACCUGAGGUUUCCCAACGGCAUCCAGCUCUUCCCUGAUGAGGAGUCUGUUCUGGUGGCCGAAACCACAAUGGCCAGAAUAAGGAGAGUUCAUGUGUCUGGUCUCAAUAAAGGAGGUAUGGAUACAUUUAUAGACAACCUCCCUGGCUUUCCUGACAACAUUCGGCGCAGUUCUUCAGGUGGAUACUGGGUUGCCAUGUCAGCGGUGCGACCUAACCCUGGCUUCUCCAUGCUUGACUUCCUGUCUCAGAGACCCUGGUUAAAGAAGCUCAUAUUUAAGCUCUUCAGUCAGGACACCCUGUUGAAGUUCGUGCCGCGCUACAGUCUGGUGGUGGAGCUGCAGGACGGAGGGACGUGCGUGCGCAGCUUCCACGACCCGCACGGCAUGGUGGCGGCCUACGUCAGCGAGGCGCACGAGUACGACGGCCACCUGUACCUGGGCUCCUUCCGCUCGCCGUAUCUGUGCAAGCUGGAUCUGAGCAAAGUGUGAAGCGCGCCACGAGCCCGACAGAUGCUCUGCUCGAGUCAUUUCACCCUGGUUUCCAAACUAACAGAUUUCCAAGCAAUUAACGUUGGCAAACAUCAACAAGAACACUUAUUAGCAUCUUCCAUAUUAUAGUCAACACUGAACAAACGGAGCCCCUUCAUUCGAUGACCCUUUUCUUCAUUUAGCUCUGGCAGACGCCUCUAUUUUUGUUCCAUUAACCCAUGUGGGUAACUUUCUUUUUUUAGAGAUGCGUGGUGCAUAAUAAGCUCUCUGGCAGGCUGUUUCUUAUAUCAAAAGAUGUGCCAUUACUAUUUUCGUUUCUCCCCCUUGUGACAGAGAUUAUGCAGUUUCUGUACUUGUUUUAUUUGCACCAAAUGUCGUCUGGCUCUUAAAAUAGAGCUGCCGAAGGUUUUUUUUUUUUUUUUUUUUUUUAAGGCGCUGUGAUACGAAACAAGACGACUGGUAAAAACUCUAAUAAUUCCUGUGGGUGGAUGCAUAGAGAUGCUGUUCGGGGGAAGCGAAAGGGUAUCUUCAUUUCACUAUAAAAGAAUCUCCACACAACUAUAAUUAACUCCGGCUUUAAAAACAUCUGAAUGUUUUGGUUUAUUUUUUAAUUGAGUGGUUGUUCUUACGUGUCAUCAUUAUUUGUAUAUGUUGCUGAAAUGAGAUAAAUGCUGCUGGCUUUAUAGUAUUUACCGCACCUUUACACACAUGUGUUUUCCUUUCCUAAUUUUAUGAUGUCUGUAAGAAUGAUCAGCAAUAAUGUCAUAUACGGCAACGGUGGUUCUCAGUCGGUGGAUUGUGGCCACAGUGAGUGGGAAAAAACUGUGCUAAAUGGAAAUAAUAAAUAAAAUUAAUCAGUUAUUCUUGCUUAGGGAAGCAAAAUAAAUGGGAUUCAAGCAAUA